AUGUCUACUCCUGGAGAGACAGAACUUGACUCGUUGGCAGACGUGCCGUCUACGAGAGACAGCUCAAUGCUCGAGAAAUCAGAAGCCUCAGAUGACCGUGCCUCUGUUGGGGCCGUGCACGAGGUCGAUCUGACCAGAGACGAUGAAAAAACAAAGCUUAUCCAGACGUAUAUGGGGGCCGCUCAGCGCGGCGAUCUUGACGUUCUGACUGACAUGCUGGAUAAUCACAAGGUGGACGUGAACGACAUGCUGGAUGACAACGUCACUGCUCUGCAUUGGUGUGCUAUCAACAAUAAGCUGACUGCUCUCAAGUACCUCGUGUCCAAAGGCGCGAACGUGAAUCACAAGGGCGGCGACUUGGACGCCACGCCGCUCCAAUGGGCCUGCAGAUACGGUCUGGUGUAUAUUUCGGAUUACCUGAUCACUCAAUGUGGGGCAGAUUACUCGGUUCUCGACAACCAGGGCUUCAACUGUCUACAUUUGGCUGUGCAUUCUUCCAACGUCAUGAUGGUGAUUUAUAUUCUCUACUUCACUGAUUUGCAUAUCGACGCGGCUGAUCCAAAGGGCCGCACUGCACUGCAUUGGGCCGCCUAUCAGGGCGACUCCUUCACCGUGGAGGUUCUGGUCCGCCAGGGAGCCGAUUUAUCUUUGGUGGACGAGACAGGGUUUACCGCCCUUAGCUGGGCUCUCGUCCACCCGGUGAAGCAAAUUCUCGUGAAAUUACUUGAGCACGGAAGCGACCUCAACCAUCGGACCAACGACAACAAGUCUUCGUGGGAUAUCGCCGCAGACAUGAACUGUACCAGUAUGCUGAAAACUGCUCUCAGAGAAUGCGACAUCAAUCCAGACGGGACAAAAGUAAAGAGACGCAUUUCUCCGAAGGUGGCAGAUCGCAUCAUCUUUGUGUCCCCGUACCUCAUCGUCCCUCUGUGUUUGUACGCGAUGACAAGCGGAAUCAUUCUAUUUGACAUUUUCAUACUGGUGGUUAUAUUGGGGUUGCAAAAUCUCAUUCUCCAGUGGAUUAUCGUCCCCAACUUCAGCAGAUCGCCCAACUCGCUUCAAAAAUCGUCGCUCUUUGCAGGGGUGUUCUCAGGAACUGCGUUUUGGUGCCUGUUGACAUGGUUGUUCAAAAUCAUGCCAAAUACCUUUUUAGAUAAACCCUUGCUCAACCUGACGUUUGCCAUUUCCGCCUGCUGCACAAUGGCAACUUUUGUCAAGGCAAUGAUCAUCGACCCAGGACUAAUCCCUGCCGAGCAAGAUAAACAGAGAAUAAAAGCCACCAUCAAAGACCUGAUCGAUCUGCGGAAAUUCGACUCCAGGAACUUCUGUCUCUACACCUCGAUCAGAAAGCCUCUCAGAUCGAAGUUCAACAGGUUCAAAAAUAGAAACGUUGCCAAAUUCGACCACUACUGUCCCUGGAUCAAUAACGAUGUCGGAGUCAGAAACCACAAGCUGUUUUUCGGUUUUUGCGCUGCGCUCGAAAUCUCAAUUAUCGCUUACUACAAGCUUGCCAGAAAGUAUUUUGAUGAGCUGGACGUUCCAGACGAUCUGGAACGUUCAUGCUAUAUUUUCGACGAGGAUACGUGUGCUGGGUCAUAUGCGUCUCCUUUCAUCUUCAAUCUGACAAUAUUUAUCCUUUUCCAGCUUUCUUGGUUGUCGCUCCUGCUGAUCGUUCAGACGUUGCAGAUCUCUAAGGGCAUCACCAGCUACGAGCUCAGUAAUAUGCACACCGCGACCGGCAAUAAUUUCUCCUCGGUGCCGACAGAUGAGAUAAACGAUUUGAAUAACGAGGAUGUGGCAUUGCCUGGAUUGCGCAGGUUCGUUUGUCUUCCGAAUUUCGUGACCAACUCCAAGUGUGCGAGACUUAUCGGACUGAACCAGUUUUUAAUGAUCAGUGACGAUCUUAUCCAACACAAAUCAAGUCCUGCCACUUUCGACUGCGGAAUUUUGCAGAACUGGUUGGACUUCCUUUUCAUCAAAACAGAAGUCGAACCAUAUAGCUGGCGCAAUCUCUUCAAGCUUCCAAUAAUGGGAGAAGCAAACCUGGAUGGCCGACUUGUGGACUACUACCAGCUUUUCGAGAUUCCCUCGAAACCGUCCACCACCACAGUGUAA
Ogataea haglerorum is the source of this 2115-nucleotide messenger RNA. RefSeq lists its product as uncharacterized. NCBI's taxonomy places the organism in Eukaryota, Fungi, Ascomycota, Pichiomycetes, Pichiales, Pichiaceae. The coding region runs from base 1 to 2115 and encodes 704 amino acids. Gene Ontology annotation, cellular component: Golgi membrane. The record is from RefSeq and is a predicted model, not a curated record. Gene Ontology annotation, molecular function: palmitoyltransferase activity; protein binding. The transcript has a single exon. Gene Ontology annotation, biological process: protein palmitoylation.